AUGUUAAACCGGUUAAAUAUACGUAGAAUCUGCGUGGUGCGGUUCAAAAAGGACUACGCCACAUGGUCAAAAUCGAAAGCAAUGAAAGAGAAAAAGAAGACAGAAUCAUCUUCUGGUGUAUCUGAACUGCAACCCUGGCCGGAGUUCAUUCAGAAGCGGAUAGAGUUAUGGGAUAAGUACAAAGCACAGUACGCAGAAGCCCUAGCUUCCAAACCUGAUGUGAGUGUCGUUGUAACACUCCCCGAUGGAAAAACCGUUGAAGCAAAAGCAUGGCAAACAACCCCAUACGAUGUAGCCAAAGGCAUCAGCCAGGGUCUAGCUGAUUCUACGAUCAUAGCCAGAGUUAACGGUGUGCUAUGGGACCUCGAUCGGCCGUUGGAAGGAGACUGCAAGCUUGAGUUACUGAGAUGGGACAACACAGACGCACAGGCAGUGUUCUGGCAUUCAUCGGCACACAUGCUCGGAGAAGCUAUGGAGAGGGUAUAUGGUGGUUGUCUGUGCUAUGGUCCACCCAUCGAGGAAGGUUUCUACUAUGACAUGUACUAUCCAGAGAAAGGGAUAUCGUCAACGGACUUCGGCGUCAUAGAUGCUCUUGUCAAGAAGAUAGCAAAAGAGAAGCAGCCGUUCGAACGUCUAGAGCUGACAAAGGAACAGCUGCUGGAAAUGUUCGAGUACAACCCGUUCAAAGUGAGGAUCCUUAAGGAGAAGGUGGACACGCCCACCACCACCGUGUACAGAUGCGGGCCUCUCAUAGACCUUUGUCGAGGCCCGCACGUGAGACAUACUGGGAAGGUCAAGGCCUUUAAAGUUACCAAGAAUUCGUCCACAUACUGGGAGGGCAAGUCUGAUGCUGAAACCCUCCAGCGGGUGUACGGUGUGUCGUUCCCUGAACCAAAGCAGCUCAAGGAAUGGGAACACAUGCAGGAAGAAGCUGCCAAGAGGGAUCAUAGGAAGAUUGGCAGGGAACAAGAGUUAUAUUUCUUCCACGAGCUGUCUCCCGGGUCAUGUUUCUUCCAGCCGAGGGGAGCUCACAUAUAUAACACAUUGGUCAACUUCAUCAGGGAACAAUACAGGAAACGUGGUUUCCAAGAAGUGGUCACUCCUAAUAUGUACAACGCCAAGUUGUGGCAAACCUCGGGCCACUGGGCGCAUUACGCUGAGAAUAUGUUCUCCUUUGACGUGGAAAAAGAAACCUUCGCUCUCAAACCUAUGAACUGUCCCGGACACUGCCUUAUGUUCGACAACCGUGUUCGUUCCUGGCGCGAACUUCCUCUCCGCCUGGCUGACUUCGGCGUGUUACACAGAAACGAGCUGAGCGGCGCGCUCACCGGACUUACGCGGGUCAGGCGCUUCCAACAAGACGACGCGCAUAUAUUCUGUACACCGCAGAACAUAGAGCAGGAGAUGAUCGGUUGCCUAGAAUUCCUGGAGCAGGUAUACUCUACGUUUGGCUUCACGUUUCAACUGAAGCUGUCCACGCGCCCUGAGAAAUACCUCGGAGAUUUGGCGACGUGGAAUCAAGCUGAGAAGGCCCUAGAAGACUCUCUGAACAGAUUCGGCAAGUCCUGGCAGCUGAACCCGGGUGACGGCGCGUUCUACGGACCCAAGAUAGAUAUCACUAUACAGGAUGCUCUAAGACGAUCACAUCAAUGUGCGACCAUACAACUAGACUUCCAACUACCGGAGAGAUUCAACCUGAGUUAUAUAAGUGAGACGGGGGAGAAGAAGCGUCCGGUAAUUAUUCACCGCGCGGUGCUCGGCUCAGUGGAGCGUAUGAUGGCUAUCCUGAGUGAGUCUUACGCCGGCAAGUGGCCGUUCUGGCUCAGCCCGAGACAAACGUGCGUGGUGCCCGUCGGUCCCAGCUACGACGAAUACGCUACAUAUGUGAAUGAGAAGUUGUUUGCGGCUGGCUUCAUGUCUGAAGUUGAUACGGAUGCCGGAGACACACUCAACAAGAAAGUUAGGAACGCACAGCUAGCACAGUUCAACUAUAUACUGGUUGUGGGUGAACGUGAGAAAUCCUCAAACACAGUGAAUGUCCGUACAAGGGACAACAAAGUCCACGGAGAGAUGUCCAUCGAGGGUCUGAUAGAACACCUCAACAAGUUGGUCGCUGAGAAGACACUCUCUGAAGACAGCGAACUACUUAAAUAG
Messenger RNA from Danaus chrysippus (African queen), 2154 nucleotides. The record is from the annotation of a GenBank genome assembly. Lineage: Eukaryota; Metazoa; Arthropoda; Insecta; Lepidoptera; Nymphalidae.